AUGAGUUUUCUUACAAGAAAAUUAGAAGAAAAACUUGGUGUUGACUUAAAUGGAGAUGGGAAAAUUGGAGGACCUGGAUUGACUUCAAAGAUGGAAGCAGCUACUCAUGUAGACUUUAAUCAUGAUGGAAUUGUUGGUGGAUAUCGACCACCACCGGAUGGAGGUUUAGUUGGUAAAAUUGAAAAAGCAACACACAUUGAUUUAAACAAAGAUGGUUAUAUUGGCGGUCGACCUGGUUACUAUCCACCACCACCACCAGCUCAUAAAAAGCAUUAA
Messenger RNA from Rotaria sp. Silwood1, 276 nucleotides. NCBI's taxonomy places the organism in Eukaryota, Metazoa, Rotifera, Eurotatoria, Philodinida, Philodinidae. The record is from the annotation of a GenBank genome assembly.